Prunus armeniaca (apricot) is the source of this 1065-nucleotide messenger RNA. The record is from the annotation of a GenBank genome assembly. NCBI's taxonomy places the organism in Eukaryota, Viridiplantae, Streptophyta, Magnoliopsida, Rosales, Rosaceae.
AUGUCCACUACCUCAUCUGCUCUGGCGCUCCGCCUCCCCUUUGCUUCCCCAAUCACCACCACCACCACCACCACCACCAAACUCACUUACCCAAUACGUAGCUCACGUUGGUCUACAACUAGUGCGAGGCUUGUGGGUUGUGCUCAUGCUGCCAUUUCAGGAAAAGGGCAAGGCACCUUUGAUCCAGAAUUGCGUUCCGUACUUGAACUUGCGACGGACUCUGAGUUAUAUGAGCUUGAAAGAAUCCUUUUUGGCCCUAGCUACUUCAGCCCGUUGCUGAAAUCUAUAAUGAGCAGAACCAAUGUCGACUAUGCAAUGAUUGAAGAGGAUCUUGAAGAGCGAGAGGAAUUUUUAUCCACAUUAGAAUCGCGAUUCUUAUUCCUGGCAGCUGAUGCCCGGUCAACGUUAAGGGGUUGGAGGCCAUCAUAUAGGAAUGUCUUGCUUGCAGUGAGAAAAGAGUUAAACAUUCCUUGCUCAAGCAAAUUGUCAACUGAAGACCUUGAAGCAGAGAUUUUCCUUCAUCUAUUGCGAGAUUUUUCAAGUGAAGAAUCAGGAAGUUUCCAGGGCUUGUUGGAAUUCUCUGAGCCCUCUGAUGCUCAACAUAGUCUUCAACUUGGUCUCAGUCAAUGGAAGGUGCAGGCCCUUACUGCUUUAAAAGUCAGCGCAACAGAGCUCCGAUCAAUGUUUUUGAAGGGUGGCGGUAUCUUUACUUUGGCAAAGAUUUAUCAGUUGUUAGCUAGAAAGUUAUCUGGGAAGGUGUUCCUAGAAGCUGCCAACUAUCAGCUAAAAAGGGAUUUUGUCAGAAAGGGUGGACAAUUAGCUGCUAUUAAUCUAGAGUCCAGAGCGGCCUUUCUUGCAGCAAAACAAGGUUUUGCAGGGGCUACAUCAAGAUAUCUUGGUUUAAGAAGCAUGAUGGCUUUGCUUGGCCCAGUGCUUUGGGGAACAUUUCUGGCAGAUGUGGUCAUUCAAAUGCUAGGAACUGAUUAUGCAAGAAUCUUGCGAGCAAUUUAUGCUUUUGCACAGAUCCGUAUCACUCGCACAUACAGGUUACCGCCUGAUUACUGA